Messenger RNA from Orbicella faveolata, 1385 nucleotides. RefSeq names its product charged multivesicular body protein 2a homolog 2-like. NCBI's taxonomy places the organism in Eukaryota, Metazoa, Cnidaria, Anthozoa, Scleractinia, Merulinidae. Gene Ontology annotation, biological process: vacuolar transport. The record is from RefSeq and is a predicted model, not a curated record.
ACCUAUCUUUGGCAACUGACAUGGCGGACGAAUCUGUUAAGUAGAGCUUUUUCUGUGAGUCCCAGGUUCUUGUUUACUAGAAUUGAACACAGAAGCGUUUCUUGAUCUCUUCAACAUGUUUGGAAGAAAGAAGGAUCCUAAGGAGCAAAUGCGACAACAGAAGAGGGAGCUGAACAAAACGCAGAGACAAUUAGCGAGAGAUCAGACUGCACUUGAAAGACAAGAAAAGCAAUUGGAGGCAGAGAUCAAGAAAAUGGCAAAACUUGGAAACAAGCAGGCUGCAACAACCUUAGCCAAGCAGCUGGUAAAUCUACGAAAACAGAAAGCUAAGAAUAUGAAUGUAAGUUCUCGCGUGAUGGCUAUUGGACACCAGACACAAACCAUGCAUUCAACAGCAAAAAUGGCUGGAGCCAUGUCAACUGCAAGCAAGACCAUGGGAAGUGUAAAUGCCCAGAUGAAUCCAGCUCAGUUGCAAAAUACUCUACAAAACUUUGAAAUGGAGUCGUCAAAAAUGGACAUGAAAGAAGAAAUGAUCAAUGAAACUUUAGAGUCAAUAUUGGACGAGUCUGGUGACGAGGAGGAACAGGAGGCAGUUGUCAAUCAAGUUCUUGAUGAGAUCGGCAUUGAAAUCUCUGGAAAGAUGGCAGAGGCACCCUCUGCACAUGGGGGUAAAUUACCAAUGGGACAGCGAGCAACAGCUUCCAAAGGGUCAGCAGAUGCCGACAUCGAAGAGAUGCUUGCUAAUCUUAAGGCUUAAAUAUGUCUAAUAGAUCUGGGGAGUGGAUAGACUUUCCAUAAAACACUGAGGUGGUACUCAUUGUACCUUUCAUUUAGUUACCAUUUUAGGGUGUUCCAUUUCAUUUCAAAUUUUAACAGUCAGUUUUCUUUUAUUGGGUGCUACAAAUGGCAUCCCCAUCACAUCUCUAUAGGAGUUUCUCCUACCCCAAGUAGAAGAUUAAACACACCUUACAGUUCUAAAAGAAACUACCCUGGUUAUUUUCAGAAUUGGUAGCCUUUUCCAGUAAGAUUGCCAACUCCUUUAGGGAAUUGCUACUCUUAGCACUGUUGUAAAUAAACAAAAUUAUGAUAUUAAAAUGAUAAUAGAAAAUUUACUCAUUGAAUUUCGAAGUGUGCAACUAGCUAGUUCAGGUAUUUUGGAGUGGAUGUGAGAAGUAGCUGCAAGUGGUAUCUGUCAGUCGUUUAUCAUUGGUUUUUGACUGCCAGUCCUGCUCAAAGGAUGUAACUGUCACUACUUUUGGAAGGUAUUUCUUGCUAAAAUUGUGAAAUUUUAAUUGUUAGGGUUGAGCGGUUGCACUUUGGAACUUAACAGUACAUGUAUAUCACUUAACUACAAUCUCUAAUUAAAGAAAGUUUUAAGAGUGCAA